This is a messenger RNA of Coturnix japonica (Japanese quail), 2372 nucleotides long. RefSeq lists its product as uncharacterized. The record is from RefSeq and is a predicted model, not a curated record. Lineage: Eukaryota; Metazoa; Chordata; Aves; Galliformes; Phasianidae.
CUCUCCCUCCCCGCAGGGAUCGCUAUGCUGCCGUCCCGCCGUGUCAGCCGGGAGGGUGGCGGUGUGUCGGGGCUGCUUCUCCACGUGCUGCUCGCCGGCCUCGUGUGUGUCUGCGGGGCGCGGAGCCCGGCGGAGCCCGCCUGCCCCGCUGUGCUGGGACACAACGCGUGGCGCCCGGAGCGGAGCUGUGACGGGCAGCGGGCGGCUGACGGCAUCGGCCUGUGGGGCCUCAGCACGGGGAGACUGCGGGAUCCUUUUCCAAUUGAUCCAAUCCAAGAAAAUUAUGUCCGUAAUGUGAGAAACUGCAUUUUUUCCAUUGUCUAUCCCACACCUUUUAAAUCCAGAGUGCUUCUUGUGGCUGUUUCAGAGGAAGUUAUUGAAGAUAUUUUGGAUCUUCAUCUAUCUGUCAAAGACACAUCUGACUUUCUUCAGUUUGUCAGUGGUGAGAAAGUCUUACAUGGGUCCGUUCCAUUGGCCCAUAGAUACGGAGGCCAUCAGUUUGGCAGCUGGGCAGGUCAGCUGGGUGACGGAAGAGCCCACUUGGUCGGAGUGUACACGAACAGGCGCGGUGAGAGGUGGGAACUACAGUUGAAGGGCUCGGGAAAGACCCCAUAUUCCCGGAAUGGUGAUGGUAGAGCUGUACUUCGCUCUUCGGUGCGUGAAUUUCUCUGUAGUGAAGCUAUGCAUUAUCUUGGAAUUCCAACAAGCAGAGCUGCCAGCUUAGUUGUAAGUGAUGAUGAUGUGUGGAGAGAUCAGUUUUACAAUGGAAAUAUUAAGAAAGAGAGAGGUGCAAUAGUCCUCCGUCUUGCCAAAUCAUGGUUUCGUAUAGGAUCCUUAGAAAUCCUGGCUCACUCUGGGGAACUGGACUUACUAAGGAGAUUGCUGGACUUUAUCAUCCAGGAACAUUUUCCAUCAAUAGUCCCCAGUGAUUCAGAUGCGUAUCUGGAAUUUUUCUCUACAGUUGUAUCAGAGACAGCAAGUUUGAUUGCAUUGUGGAUGUCUGUGGGUUUUGCACAUGGUGUGUGCAAUACAGAUAACUUCAGUUUGCUAUCCAUAACCAUAGAUUAUGGACCGUUUGGAUUUAUGGACUCCUAUGACCCAAAUUUUGUUCCAAACACUUCUGAUGAUGAUGGGAGGUAUAAGAUAGGAAACCAGGCAAAUGUUGGGCUGUUUAAUCUGAACAAGCUGUUACAAGCUCUGAAACCAUUACUGGAUCCCAGGCAAAAACAGCUAGCUUCCCAGAUUUUGGAAGAGUAUGGUCAAACCUAUUAUGUCCGUUUUACAGAAUUGUUCAAAAGAAAACUGGGGCUUCUUGGAGCCAGCAAGGAUGAUAAUUAUUUGAUUGCUUUCCUUCUCAAACUCAUGGAAGAUACAAAGGCUGAUUUCACAAUGACAUUCCGACAGCUCAGUGAAAUUACUGCAGACCAAUUAAGGGAGCUUCAUAUUCCUGAGGAAUUCUGGGCUCUGCGGGAUCUGGGGAAACACGGGUUGUUUUCAGAGUGGGUUGCAAUGUACCUGUUGCGGUUAGAUGGGAACAAGGAUGAUUCAGACAUCAAGAGAAGAAGAAGAAUGAUGGCUGUUAAUCCGAGAUACGUGCUUAGGAAUUGGAUGGCAGAAUCAGCAGUGCAGAAAGCUAACCUGAAUGAUUUUUCAGAGGUUCAGCUCCUGCAGCAGGUCUUACAGCGUCCCUUCCAGAAGCAGCGGGCUGCAGAGAAAGCAGGUUAUGCUCUGCGCCCGCCUGCUUGGGCCCGGGGCCUUAAAGUGAGCUGCUCAUCCUGAGGGAAACUGGAACAAGCAGAACAGCUGUUGGCAUUCAGACCUUGUGGUGGGAGUGUGGAAGCAAGCCUUACUAUGGGAGGUUCACACCCUCAUGCAUUAUGGACUGGAAUCUGCUGCUCCGCUAAACAACUUCUUGACCAACUUUAUAAAGUCUAAAGAUUAAAGAAAUGGACCACUAUGUAUGUUUGCAUCAACAAAUUACAUCGGUGUUUGUGACUGUCUUGGGAGUGACCCAAAGUACCUUUGCCAGAAUCAGGUGUGUGCUAAGCCUGCCUCUAUGUUCUUGUUCUCUGUUCUUCUCUUCUUUCUUCAUACAAAAGAGAGGUUAUAGGUGCACAGAUAUAACAACUCAGGGAAUGUUCACAGGCAGCACAUGGGAAUGGGCUUCCUUGCAAGUAUCCCCUAUUAAUGUAUUUUCAGGUCUAUGUACCUUUUGUAUUCAGCUUCCUGAUGGUCUGACAAACGAUUUCCAAGCUGUUAAUUUGUAGCAUACCUUGGAUUGUAACCCAGCAGGUUUUAGUCCAGUGUCAUUUUGACACUGCAAUUCCAGAUCAUGAAACUAAGCAUAUAAUUAAAACAAAAUUAACACAGAA